AUGUAUAAUAAUCAUUCCUAUUAUCGAAGAAAAAUAUCAACGGGGAAGGCCACUCCCGUGUGAAAUAUUGACUUAAUGUCUGGAUCUCCUGUGAGUGAAUUUAGGAAAGCGAGCAAUUAUAAGUCUUGCAUUACCAAAGAUCAUCAAAAAGACUUUUUGGAGACUACUAUUAAGAAUUAUGAAAAAUUGGAAUUCACUUUAAACCCUUAUUUCUCAGCAAAGAAUGAAAUAGAGGAUAAACAUAAUAACUGAAAAGAUUCAAUCUUAUCGACAGAGAAUGAGAAAUCCCUUCGAAGAAUCAAGCUUCUGCACUCCAUUCUGAACGACGAACAGACCAAUGAUGGAUCUCUCUACCAUAUUACUAACUUGUCUGAGAAGGAGGAACCAAUCCAUGAUACAGAUACUUUCAAAGGCUCUAGGCCUGUAAACUUAGUCACUGAUGGGAGUGAAAAUAUUAAUGAAGACAGUGAUGUUUGACUAGGAGGUACAAAUGCUAAAGUCAAAUAUAAGAAAAAGGUCAGUUUCGUGACUGAUUUGAUCCAACAAACAAAAGAAGGAGAUCCAGAAAUGGAGAGUUUUUCUCUAAGACCACAAAGCACUCUUUCUCACAUGAGCAUAGCUGAAGAAUAUGUAGUGGAAUCUAGGUGAACAGCCUUGAUUUCAAGAGAAAGUAACAAUAAAGGAUUUAAUAUUCACGAUGUUAGUGACAAAGAAAACCAAGGUCAUUUCAAUGCUAAUAAUUGGGCUGGCAGCAAGGAUCUCAAUCAAACAUUAACUCCAGGGGGAAAUUGCACUCUAAAAGAUUGUAUUGAUUAUAUAAGCUUUGCAACAAACGCAAGUAGGCUAGAAAAUACAAACAAUUACUCAGAAAUAAACAUGUCAACAAUAAAAUCAAAAUCCUCUUCAGUCACUCGAACCAAGAGAUUUGCCCCAGCAAGGCUUCCUCUUGCCACUAAAAAGUGAAAUUUCAUCCACUCAAAAACCAAAUUUUCCCCUCCAUCCACCCAUCCCUGCCAAAACCUGAACCUAAACCUAACUCAAAUCCCUGGGUCCAAACUCCAAGAAUGCUUAUGCUCAAUAAAACCUAUCCUUGACUUCUCAAGACAAAACGAUAUCACACUCAAAAUCACACUCUAGCUUUUCAGAGUUAGACUUGGCCUAAGCUAUAUGUUUUAGACCUAGAAAUUUA
Moneuplotes crassus is the source of this 1189-nucleotide messenger RNA. Lineage: Eukaryota; Ciliophora; Spirotrichea; Euplotida; Euplotidae. The record is from the annotation of a GenBank genome assembly.